AUGGGGCCGGGGUGGCUGCCGCCCGGGCUGGUCCUGCUGCUGGUGCCGGCUGUGGGGUCCCAGCCGGGGGGGCAGCUCCCCAGGGAGUCCCAGAACCUCAACUGGAACAAGUUUUCAGGGUUCUGGUACAUUCUGGCCAUCGCCUCUGACACCCAGGGGUUCCUGCCGGGCAGAGAGCAGAGGAAGCUGGGGGCGUCUGUGGUGCAGGUUCACGCCGUGGGCCGGCUGAAGGUGGUGCUCGCCUUCAACAGCGCACAGGGCUGCCGCUCGCACACGCUCAUCCUGAGGAAGGACGGGAAGAAGGCCGUGUUCAGGAACACCCUGAAGGGUGUGCAGGGCUUCCGUGUGCUGUCCACCGACUACAGCUACGGCGUGGUCCACAUGCGUCUGGGGCGGGCCGGCCGGGCCUCCACCACCCUGCUGCUCCUCAGCAGGCAGAACGUGUCCAGCUUCCCGAGCGUGCGGAAGUUCAUAGACAUCUGCGAGAUUCUGGAGCUCACGACGGGGGCAGCCAUCCUCCCGAAAGACGCCUCCUGUGCGCACACCAUCCUGCCGUGA
Molecule: messenger RNA, 558 nt
Organism: Pteronotus mesoamericanus
Lineage: Eukaryota; Metazoa; Chordata; Mammalia; Chiroptera; Mormoopidae
Gene: LCN10
Product: lipocalin 10
Exons: 6
Coding region: 1-558 (185 amino acids)
Molecular function (GO): small molecule binding
Source: RefSeq, a predicted model, not a curated record